This is a messenger RNA of Paramecium octaurelia, 2421 nucleotides long. NCBI's taxonomy places the organism in Eukaryota, Ciliophora, Oligohymenophorea, Peniculida, Parameciidae. The record is from the annotation of a GenBank genome assembly.
AUGAAUUCCUUUUCUCUUCUUUGCAAUUUAAUUAAUUAUUUUAAUAUGCAAAGAAGCCAAUCAUUUUCAGAGCUCAAGGUUUUAAAUAAUUGCAUUCCCAUUGAAUUCUUUGAACAGAAGGGUCCUCAAUACUAUUAAAAUCAAUUUCAAUAAUAUUAAACUAUAUUCCAACAGAGCUUUGCUCUGCACACAAGAUUAUGCCAAACUCCAUUGUAAAAGUACUAGAAUUACGAUUUGGGGAACACGGUGAUCAAGUAGGGGACGGUCUAAAUUAAGAUAAACAGUGGGAGUUUCACUAAAACCAGCAUCAUUUUGACGAGAGAGAAGUUGGUGAUUGUGGAAGACAAGCAAUGGGGGCAAGUGUACAAUCUCAGGUACUUGGCCUUUACUUUGGCAUAGGUAUGCAUAUCCUCUUGUAUCAAUGAUAGUGUAACAAGAAUCAGUUUAAAUUGUUCAAGUUGGAGUUUAAGCAGUAUAAGAAAAUUAUAAUAUUUAAAUGCAACGAUGACAUCGAGGGGAAGCUGUGGUAUUAGAGCAUCAGGAUGAUUGAGGAGAAGUUCUUAAACGAGAUCGAGAAGUUGCUGGUGAAGGAGCUGUAUUUCGGAGCGGACUUUGUGCGGGAAGAGGAGUUCUUGAAUUGGGCUGAGACCGGGGAUAUUCUAUUGUUCGAGUAAGCAUUGAAUUAUACGGGAAGGACAGAUCAUUACAUGGCCAAGUUGCAGAGAGGCAUCACGAGGUCGAAGUUCGAUCAUGUAGGCAUGGUAGUCAGAGAUAAAUAUUCGAAUGAUGUGUUGGUUUUUGAUGUCAAAAAUGAAGCAGUAAAUUAAAAUGUGAGGUGUUAGGGGGUAGAUCAGGAGUUCUGGAAAUACUUCAUGAAGCAGAAUAAUCUCUACAGGAAGGUGGCGGUUAGGAAAUUAUUGAAUGUCGAUCGGGAAACAAUAAAUUCGAAACUGCUGGAAUUUAUUGAUGUAUAAUUACAAAUUACAAGAAAGUUAAAGAUUAAGAUUAUGAAAUCAACAUGAUGAAGCUCCUGCAAUAGCAAAGUGACGGACUCAUCAACAAAGGGUAUUUUUGCAGUGAGUUGAUUGCCAAAGCGUAUAAAUAUUGUGACUUGUUGCCUCAGUAGAAAGCUAGUUCAACAUAUUGGCCAGUCACGUUCUAAAAGUCGUUGAAACUCUUGAAUUAAGCCCAGUUGAGUGAGCCAAUAAUUAUUUUGUUGGAUUAUGAUAUACAUUAUUAAUUAUGAAUUAAAGUAAUUAAAAUAUAGUGAAUAGACAUGGAUUUCAGUGCAAAACAGGAAUAAAUUAUUAUCAAAUCGGAGUUGCAAUACUCUACAUUGGACACUACUUGAUAAUCUUAUUUCAAACCUUGGAUUAUGUAAAAAUAUUAAUUCAAAGUUAUAAGAAUCAACUUUGGAUUUUGGUUACGAUUUUCUCAUUUAUUAUCUCGAUAUUUUGGUUUGUCACCACAACAAUAGAUCCCACUGAUCGGGAGAUUUACAUUUAGCAGAAACUCAAAGAAAAGAAGUAAUGAACGAUAAUUUAAAAAUGAUAGAGUGAAAUACGAGACUAAAUUGAAUUGCUAUUGCAAGGUAUGUCAAGCUUAUGUAAAGGCACCGUCAAAGCAUUGCAAAUAGUGCAACAGGUGUACAGAACUCUUCGAUCAUCAUUGCAUUUGGUUGAAUAAUUGCAUUGGGUUAAGAAAUUAUAAAUAUUUCUUUAUAUUAAUAGUACUUUUAGAAUUUUAUUUAAUUACUGUACUAAUUAUUUCAAUAUUUGUCAACAAGAUACUUAGCUAUAUAUACAUGGGACUCACUAUUAUUUUGAUGAUUCCCGUCACCUUUUUACUAGUCAUGCAUAUCUACUUUAGAUGCAAGAAUAUGACAACCUACGAUUAUGUAUUAAGCAGAAGGAAAAUCGACUAGAAGAGCUCCUAAGACAAGUAGUAAGAUGGUACAUCAAACCAAACAAAUCUGCAAACCAACAUCAUCUCUAGAAACUUUCUUCAACAAACCAACAUCAACGUAUAGACUGCUCCUCCGAAACCCAAUCUAAUCAAAAAAGUGAUAGAUUGGGAUCAGGAGGAGGCAGAUGUGGAAGAAGGAGACAGCUAUCAUGCUAAAGAACCAUUGCCAUUGCCUAGUUCGAAGAGUAGUGCCAGAUAAAUGGAUUCUUAGUGUAACUCUGCUCACAAGAUGUCUUGUCCCAAUACUCUCAGGUAAAUUUAUUAAAACUCAUUGAUAGAGGUAAUAUAUCCACAAUUCAGUUGACUGAAACCAAACCAAUCCGAUCUUUGUUUAAUGUGAAAGAUUUUUAAUAAAUGAUUGAAAAUUAAUUGGUGAACAACGUUAAUGAGGGUUCCAUCAUUUAAUUUGAUUCAAAACAUUCACAAAAGACUAAUCAGAUUGAGAUCAAUAUAUGA